GGACCGAUCCUGAUCCGAACCGAGCUCCGAUCCGAGCGGACCGUGGUCGUGUCUGAGGUUCCGGACUGUGCGGGGCAGAUGGACGCGGCAGAGUGCGCGGGCGUGUGCGGGGUGAAGGUGAUGUGUCGCUUCAGACCCCUGAGCGACUCGGAGCGGAGCCGGGCGGACCGGUUCAUCCCCAAAUUCAGCGGAGACGACACCGUGGUUCUGUCCGGGAAGCCAUAUGUGUUUGACAGAGUCCUUCCUCCGAGUACGGAACAGGUGCAGGUGUACGACACCUGCGCCAAGCAGAUUGUCAAAGAUGUUUUGGGAGGAUACAACGGCACCAUCUUUGCUUAUGGUCAGACAUCUUCUGGAAAGACUCACACCAUGGAGGGGAACCUUCAUGACCCUCAUCUGAUGGGUAUCAUCCCUCGAAUCGCCAGAGACAUCUUCGACCACAUCUACUCCAUGGACGAGAACCUGGAGUUCCACAUUAAGGUUUCUUAUUUUGAAAUUUAUCUGGAUAAGAUUCGUGACUUGUUGGACGUGUCCAAGACCAACCUGGCCGUCCACGAGGACCGAAACAGGGUUCCCUACGUCAAGGGUUGUACUGAGCGUUUUGUAUCCAGUCCUGAUGAGGUGAUGGACAUCAUUGAUGAAGGAAAAGCAAACAGACAUGUCGCUGUCACCAACAUGAACGAGCACAGCUCUCGCAGUCACAGCAUCUUUUUGAUCAACAUCAAACAGGAGAACGUAGAGACGGAGAUGAAACUGUCGGGAAAACUUUAUCUGGUUGACCUGGCCGGCAGUGAGAAGGUGAGUAAAACUGGAGCAGAAGGUUCUGUUUUAGAUGAAGCGAAGAACAUCAACAAGUCUCUUUCUGCUCUGGGGAACGUGAUCUCUGCUUUAAGUGAAGGAACGAAAACCCAUGUCCCUUACAGGGACAGUAAGAUGACCAGAAUUCUACAGGACUCUUUGGGAGGAAACUGUCGAACCACCAUCAUCAUCUGCUGCUCGCCGUCUGUUUACAACGAGGCUGAAACCAAGUCUACCCUCAUGUUCGGACAGAGAGCUAAAACCAUAAAGAACACAGUUUCUGUGAACCUGGAGCUGACUGCUGAGGAGUGGAAGAAGAAGUACGAGAAGGAGAAAGAAAAGAACCUCAGUCUAAGCGUUAUGAUCCAGAAACUGGAGAACGAGCUAAAGCGCUGGAGGAAAGGUGAAGCUGUACCUGUGGAGGAGCAGCUGAGCAGAAGAAAUAUGAAGAGCAGCACUGAGACAGCAACUGUGAUUGACAGCUUGGCCCCGCCCACUGUCCCUCUGUCUGAAGAGGAGAAGACUCAGUAUGAGACCCUCAUCACAAACCUGUACCAGCAGCUGGAUGACAAGGACGAUGAGAUCAACCUGCACAGUCAGACAUCUGAGAAGCUCAAACAGCAGCUGACGGAGCAGGAUGAGCUGCUGGCGUCCAGCCGUCAUGACUACGAGCGUCUGCAGGAGGAACUGUCCCGCCUGCAGAGGGACGGGGACUCCGCCAAAGAGGAGGUGAAGGAGGUGCUACAAGCGCUGGAGGAGCUCGCCGUCAACUACGACCACAAGAGUCAAGAGGCAGAGAACAAGACUCGAUGCAACGAGCAGCUGAACGAGGAGCUCGCACACAAAACUGCAGGUCUGGAGGCAGCUCAGCGGGAGCUCUCUGCCCUUCAGGACCUCAGCUCUCACCAUAAGAAGAGGUCUGCAGAGAUCCUCAAUCUUCUGCUCAGAGACCUCAGUGAAGUUGGCGGCGUCCUCGGAACCACGGAUCUCAAAGCUAUGGCCGAGGUGAGUGGAGUGAUGGAGGAGGAGUUCACCACCGCUCGUCUCUACGUCAGUAAAAUGAAGUCUGAAGUCAAAUCUCUGGUGAACCGCAGCAAACAGCUGGAGGUCGGCCUGACGGAGAACACCUGGAAGAUGGAGGCCAACGAGCGGGAGCUGAGCAGCCACCAGCUGCUGGUCUCACAGCUUCGGGCCAAGCUGGAGUCUCUGGCUGACGACCUGCAGAAGGUGGAGCAGAAGAAACGGCAGCUGGAGGAGAGUCAGGAUGCUCUGAUGGAGGAGAUUGCCAAACUUCACGCUCAAGGUCAGAUGCAGGAGCUGACUGUGAUGGAUAAAGAGAAGGAACACAUGAGCAGACUGAAGGAUGCUGUGGAGAUGAAGAGAACGUUGGAGGAACAAAUGGAAAACCACAGAGAAGUUCAUCAGAAACAGCUGAGUCGACUCCGAGAUGAGAUCGAGCACAAACGGAGAGACUGUGACCACCUCAAAGAUGUGAACCAGGCCCUGCAGCUUGAAAACAGAAAGCUUCAGUCAGACUUGGACAAGCUGAGGGCAGAGGAUCAAAACAAAGAACAUAAAUUACAGAAUCUUCAGUUCCUGAAUGAGAAGAGAGAACAAGCCAAGGAGGACCUGAAGGGCCUGGAGGAGACUGUGACCAAAGAGCUGCAGACAUUGACCAACCUUCGUAAAAUUUUCAUCCAAGAACUCAGCUCUCGAGUCAAAAAUAGUUCAGACAACAACAGUGACGAGGCUGGAGGCAGUCUGGCUCAGAGACAGAGGAUCAUCUUCUUAGAGAACAACUUGGAGCAGCUCAGCAAAGUCCACAAACAGCUGGUCCAGGACAAUGCAGACCUUCGCUGUGAGCUGCCGAAGCUGGACAGGAGGCUGAGGGCCACAGCAGAGCGAGUCAAAACGCUGGAAACGGCCCUGAAGAACGCCAAGGAGUCGGCCAUGAAGGACCGCAAGCGGUACCAACAGGAAGUGGACCGUAUUAAGGACGCGGUCCGAUCCAAGAAUAUCUCCAGGAGAGGACACUCUGCUCAGAUCGCCAAACCAAUCAGAGCGGGCCAUCAGUCCCAUCAGCAUCCGUCCUCCUCCUCAAUCAUCAGGGCCGCCAUCAGAGGAGGCGGAGCCUCCAGCCCACGACACCACACCCCUCGACAACAACAACCACAGUAAAGCAACGAGUUGACUCCAGGUGAGUUAACAACAGAAACCAGAUCCACGUUGUGGCUUCAGGUCGUCAGGUUGAAUCAAAGGACCAACAUUUCUUAAAGGAACAAACAUCUUCUUAUGUUUGAGAGCUUCUGUAAAACUU
Messenger RNA from Nematolebias whitei (Rio pearlfish), 3115 nucleotides. It is a transcript of the gene kif5c, whose product is annotated as kinesin family member 5C. Gene Ontology annotation, molecular function: microtubule binding; ATP binding; microtubule motor activity. Gene Ontology annotation, biological process: microtubule-based movement. The record is from RefSeq and is a predicted model, not a curated record. Lineage: Eukaryota; Metazoa; Chordata; Actinopteri; Cyprinodontiformes; Rivulidae. Bases 79 to 2976 code for a protein of 965 amino acids. The transcript is spliced from 25 exons.